Penicillium samsonianum is the source of this 2367-nucleotide messenger RNA. RefSeq lists its product as uncharacterized. The record is from RefSeq and is a predicted model, not a curated record. NCBI's taxonomy places the organism in Eukaryota, Fungi, Ascomycota, Eurotiomycetes, Eurotiales, Aspergillaceae. The transcript is spliced from 3 exons. The coding region runs from base 1 to 2367 and encodes 788 amino acids. Gene Ontology annotation, molecular function: protein binding.
AUGAAAUCGAUAUCAUUCCAUGGCAAUAACCAUGGGCUUCAGAUUGGAGAUAACCGUGGCUCGAUCAAUGCGGAGUUUCAUCUGCCUCCGGAGCGACCAGAAACCCCGCCCAGCCCUCUGUCAACUGUGCCAUUCACGCGCGACCCAGACUUUGUCCGUCGCAAUACACUGUUUGAUCAGAUCUAUCGUAAAAACUCGGUCGCGGGGUCGAGGAUAGCGCUGAUUGGCCUCGGAGGUGUUGGAAAGUCGCAACUUGCGAUCGAAUACUCCUACCAAGUCCGAUCCAAAUCACCGGCAACAUGGGUUUUCUGGGUCCAUGCGAGUAAUGAAGCCCGAUUUGAGCAAAGUUUCCGGGACAUCGCGUACCAGGUUAAAAUCCCGGGUCGUCAAGAUGCUAAAGUUAACAUAUUCAAACUGGUCGAAAACUGGCUCCGGGAUGAAAAGAUAGGAAAUUGGGUUUGUAUCCUUGAUAAUCUCGAUAACGAUCAGCUUCUUUGCUCGUUUCCGGCGACAGGCAAGGGAGAAGAUCCGAUAAGUGGCUCAACGAACGCCUCCAGAAAACCACUCUUAGAAUACAUUCCUAGAAGCCGAAAUGGAUCCCUCAUUAUCACGAGUCGGACUAGAGAGGUUGCGUUGAAGUUGGUCAAUCACAACGACCUUAUUGAGGUUAAACCCAUGGAAAAGUCCGAAGCUCUAGAGCUUCUCCAAAGAAAGCUUGAACAACUAGGAGAGAGCCAAGAGAGUCGACAAUUAGUGAGCACGUUAGAGUUCAUGCCGCUAGCGAUCGUACAGGCCGCUAGCUAUAUUCGAAAUCGGGCGCCUCGGUCUUCGGUAUCACAAAACUUGAAAGAUUUUCUAAGGAGUGACCGUGAAGCAACAAAACUACUGAAAAAAGAGGCGGGCCACCUCUACCGGGACUGGGAAGCAAAGAAUUCAAUUCUGGUGACGUGGCAAAUAUCAUUUGAUUAUAUGCGCCAAACAAAGCCGUCAGCAGCGCGGUUGCUUUCUCUCAUGAGCUUUUUCGAUCGGCAAGGAAUACCAGAGAACCUUAUCCGGCAUCAGCCUAAGGCCAACUACAUAUCAAGUUCAGAACUUCCAACUGACUCCAGCGACGGGGAGACAUCUGAAUCCGAUUCCGGUCCCGAUUUUGAAGAUGACGUCGCAACGCUUAGGGACUAUUCAUUUAUAUCUGUCAUUGAAAACAGUACACUUUUUACGAUGCACCGGCUGGUGCAACUGACUAUGCGCGCGUGGUUGAAAUCUCAUGGACAAAUAGACCAAUGGAAGGGUGAAUUCAUUAGCACCCUAUGCGACGAGUUUCCUACUGGUGAAUACGAAAAUUGGGAGAGAUGCAGACCGCUCUUUCCUCAUGUCAAAUCCGCAAUGUCACAACAGCCAGCAUCGCCUGAGGGUAUACGAAAAUGGGCUAUAUUGCUUUAUAGAGGUGCAUGGUAUGCGUUGCAGGUUGGUAAUAUCGCGGAUGCAAGAGAAAUGGCAUUUCAAUCAAGAAAUCAAAGAAUGAUUUUGUUAGAAGAUGAACACGAAGAAACCAUUGAUAGCACAAGCAUGUUGGCGUCGACAUAUAGGAAGCAGGGCCGGUGGGAGGUGGCCGAGCAGCUCUUUGUGCAGGUGAUGGAGACUCGCAAGAUGAAGCUCGGCGAGGACCAUCCCUCCACGCUGAGCAGUAAGGCCAACCUGGCGUCGACAUAUAGGAAGCAGGGCCGGUGGGAGGUGGCCGAGCAGCUCUUUGUGCAGGUGAUGGAGACGAGCAAGAUGAAGCUCGGCAAGGACCAUCCCGACACGCUGACUAGGAUGGCCAACCUGGCGAUGACAUAUAGGAAGCAGGGCCGGUGGGAGGAGGCCGAGCAGCUCUUUGUGCAGGUGAUGGAGACGAGCAAGAUGAAGCUCGGCAAGGACCAUCCCGACACGCUGACCAGUAAGGCCAACCUAGCGUCGAGGUAUACGGAGCAGGGCCGGUGGGAGAAGGCCGAGCAGCUCGAGGUGCAGGUGAUAGAGACUCGCAAGAUAAAGCUCGGCGAGGACCAUCCCUCCACGCUGACCAGUAAGGCUAACCUGGCGUCGACAUAUAGGAAGCAGGGCCGGUGGAAGGAGGCCGAGCAGCUCGAGGUGCGGGUGAUGGAGACUCGCAAGAUGAAGCUCGGCGAGGACCAUCCAGAUACGCUGGAAAGUAUGGCUAAUCUCGCUUUCACCUGGAAAUCUUCAGCUCACGAUGCCGAAGCCAUAAAUUUACUACGAGAUUGCUUAACCAAGCAAAAGCAAACAGUCGGCCCAAACCAUCCCACUACUUUAUCUAAUUCUGAAACAUUGUUAGAAUGGGAAGUGGAGCGCUUGAAUAUGAAUGCAUAG